AUGGAGUGAGUGGAUUGUAUGCUAAUCCCAUUACGCCGUUUGGUGACAUGUGAGCACAGAUUAAAGCAGAUUAGGAGCAGAGCACCAUUCUCACUUAGACCGAGUAUGAAGUCACACUUGUCUGUUCCCUUAAAGGAAUAACAUUUACAUCUUUCAAGUAGGUGCAGGGACAUUGUGACGUUCCAUAGAAGUGGCGGGAGGAGACAGAAGUGCUGCUCUCCUUGGCCUACCCUGUCCAUCAGCUGGCCUUGUUGUGGCCCGGACUAUGUACCAAAGGUCUGAUUUAGGACAGAGAUAUGACUGCAUGAAUGUUUAACCAACUGUGCUAAUAGGGAUAUCAGUGUGUGUGUGUGUGUGUGUGCGUACAUGGAGAGGUGAAGGACAUGAUAGGUUAGAGUGACAGUGGCUUCACAAAUACAGAGGGGCAAAACCUAUACUUAUCAGCAGAGAGACCGAGAAAACAGUAAUGACUGCAGCUAGUGUAGACCUAGAAACUUUGUUAUAUUCACUCAUUAAAAAAAACAUAUCUUUGACCGAGCUGUGGCAAGCUAGUGUGAUGCUCCAUUUAGAAGGUUUACAGGGUGGCUUAAGAUUACUGGAGCACUGCUAAUUCAAGUUUAUAGGUAAGUUUUGUUAGUUUGUUUGAGGUUCCAUGGCUAGUUGCAGUCUUGGAAAUAGCAUUGAGUUUAGAAGAUUGCAACAAGGAACAGUAUUGUGGGAGCAGUCGCUGAGGUACAAGUGUGACACAUAGAGUGUGUUUGUGUGGGGGCUAUUGACAGUGUAUGAAUUGAAAGGACCAAGAUAUUGUGAAAGUGAAGAGGAACAGCCAGAAGGUUUAUCUACAUCCUUAUCACUGCCGCCACCACCAACACAGCCAUGGCCAACGCUGCUCUAGAACUUAUGGGCUUCUUCCUAGGUCUGCUCGGCAUGCUGGGGACGCUGGUGUCCACUUUGCUGCCUUACUGGCGGAUGUCCGCCCACAUUGGGUCCAACAUCGUUACGGCCGUCACAAACAUGAAGGGGCUCUGGAUGGAGUGCGUUUACCAAAGCACCGGGGCAUUCCAGUGCGAGACCUACAACUCCAUGCUUGCCCUGAGCUCUGACCUCCAAGCCUCUAGGGCCCUCAUGGUGGUCUCAGUGGUCCUUUCCAUCCUGGCCAUUGCUAUCUCUACUGUGGGCAUGCAGUGCACUGUUUGUAUGGAGGGCACGGCGGUUAAAAGCCGGGUGGCCGGUACCGGCGGAUGCCUUUUCCUCACGGCAGGAUUCCUGGCUCUUAUCCCAGUGUCAUGGACAACCCACGAGGUGGUCCACAACUUCUACCAGCCCGCUGUGCCCAGUAGCAUGAAGUACGAGCUGGGGGAGUGUCUGUACGUGGGGCUGGCUGCCGCUAUGCUCUCCAUGCUGGGAGGCGGGCUGCUCUGUGUGUCCUGCUGUGAGAUGCAGGACAGGGGGCACGGCGGAGGGAGAAGGCACGGCGCAGGGUACCCCUACCCGGGGGGGCCCACUGGGGGGGCCAGGAACAGCUCACACACCUACAGGAGCCCAACACUCCAGAUGGCAGCCAGCGCUGCCGCCAAAGCGACAACUCUGGCAAGGAGUCACACUAGCACUACGACCCAGUCCAGCAGCCCCGCCCAGGGGGCCAAGAAUAAUCCACGACAUAACCCAGUGGCGGGCUAUGAUGUUACUGGGUAUGUCUGAUCGCACGAAAACACACCACGCAGACUCUUACAUGGUGCAGGGAAUAACGAGCGUAACUGGUGCAUGUUCGGAGCUAGCAUUGUGUGGGUGGGGGGGGUUUGUGACAAACUAUCGUGUGACAAGACUUGUACAGCACAAGUGAACUUCUGAUGAAUUAUCUCAAUGAACUUCUGAUCAAUUUGUACUACAUGUACAGUGAGGCAUUUUUUUUUUGAUCCUUUGCUGAUUUUGUACGUUUACCCACUGACAAAGAAAUGAUCAGUCUAUAAUUUUAAUGCUAGGUUUUUUUUAACACUGAGGGACAGAGUAACAACAAAAAAAUCCAGAAAAACACAUGUCAAAAUGUUUGCAUUUUAAGGAG
This is a messenger RNA of Esox lucius (northern pike), 2062 nucleotides long. It is a transcript of the gene cldn2, whose product is annotated as claudin 2. Lineage: Eukaryota; Metazoa; Chordata; Actinopteri; Esociformes; Esocidae. The coding region runs from base 877 to 1701 and encodes 274 amino acids. Gene Ontology annotation, biological process: cell adhesion; bicellular tight junction assembly. The record is from RefSeq and is a predicted model, not a curated record. Gene Ontology annotation, cellular component: bicellular tight junction; plasma membrane. The transcript has 2 exons. Gene Ontology annotation, molecular function: structural molecule activity.